AUGCCCAAUAUGGACCUGAAGCCACUUGCCUCCGUGGCUCAACGUACAGCGUUGGCCAAUUCAGCAACGGAUAUGGCUGAAGCCGAGGCGGCGCCUGCAAAAGGACUGCGACAUGGACACAGACCGCGAUGGCUUCAUUCCGGCUUUCUCAAGUCACGCGCCUGGUCCGCUGCGACAUGGACCAACCUCCGAAGCAACAAUCUAUGGCGGCGCGUCGUCAAGUAUUCCAUAGCGACGACUCUCACCAUCAUCAUUGUCCUGAUCCCCGAGGUUGUUGUCCUCUUCCCCGGCACUACUUUUCUGGCCCCCUUGACAACCGUCUUCGCCAACCCGGGCCAACGAAUGGGCGCCAUGGUCGAGGGGCUACUCCUGACCCUUGUCGGCGCAACAAUGGGAACGGCGUGGGGCUCGCUCGGUCUCUGGUUAUCGAGCCGGGCCGUCGAUGACAACCUCCAGGCCGCGUUCGCUAUUCGAGCUCUCUUUCUGUUAUGUGCCGUUCUUCAUCACGGAUAUCUUCGCUCGUCCAGCCCGAGGUUGAUCGUCUACGUUCUCUUUCACCUAACUUCCUCCACCAUCAUCCUCAUGGGCCCGUGGCGGGCGCUCACGAGCACCAUCGUCACGUAUGUUGCCUAUCCCAUUUUGAUAGGAAUGGUGGUCACUUUUACGAUCAAUCUUUCCAUCUUUCCGGAGCCUUCCAACGACUUCCUCGCCCACGCCACCAUCGAUGCCAUUGAUCAGACGACGCUGGCCGUGACGCGCUCUACAAACUGGUUCCUCAGCCCUGGGGAUGGCCCAGACGAACCCCGGAGUAACCACCCGGCCGAAGCCUCGCCGAACACGGCCUGCACCACGAAAACAUUAGUUGGUUCGAGCGCGAAACGACCUUGGUAUCACCAUCUUUGGUCCGGAUUACGGAAUCCCUUGUCCACACCCGGAUCGAGAGCGCCCGUCAUCAGCGCCCCGGCCCAACACAUUGGCCUGGCCGCGCUGACGGCCAGCAAAGCUGCGCUGCGGUCAGGCCUGCAGCGCUGCCGCGCUGGGCAGUCCGAGGUCAACCUCGAGAUUGCCAUCGGCCCCCUGCCGCCCUCCAGCCUCAAACCCAUCACCACGAAAGCCAUGCCUGGUCUCGUACACAAUGCCGUCAUGUUGAUCGGCGCGUGCGAGAACAAAUUUGUCCUCCUAGGCGACGGCGAACCCGACGAUGCCACCGAUACCGAGGACGAGGAUCCAUUCGUGCGGCCGCUCCAGCGCGCCUCGGCCCUCGAAGAGCUUCUGGGCCCUAGAAAGUUCAGAAACCCGACGACGCCGGCCGAGGAAGAUCCUCUCGACGCAUUGGAAUCCGUCAAGCCGCUGCGCGAGCUGGAAGCAGGCGAUCCCGAGGUUCUCGAAGCCAUCAUCAAGCGCAUCCAGCUGCCGACCAAGGACUUUACCGAGGCGCUGCGGCAGGCCGCCCUGACGGUGACGACGAGCCUAGCGUACUGCUACGGCCUUCCGAAGCUGAAGACGGGCAUGCCGACGCCCAAGAGGAUCAUCCUCGAAGAGAUGGACAUCCACAUUGACGCCUUCAUGGACGCCAUUGCCAUCUACGACUUUUGCUCCACGGAGGAGCUCGAGCGCGCGACCACGACCAAGAACGGAGAGACCGAUAUCAUGCCUCGCAUGGAGACGUUUCUCGUAUCGUCCUUCCUGCUGGGCCUGCGGCAGUCGGCCGUGCACAUGCUGCAGCUGCUGCGCUACGCUCGUCUCCUCGUCGAGAAGCGCCAUAGGCGGCACAGGAUCAGCAUCCACUUUCCCGAAUACUUUGGUUGGCGACAGUGGCUGUCUACCGGCGGCGAGAGGGAUGCCAUGGUUCUGCCGCAGACGAUGCGCAAGAAGGGCCGGUCGGGGCGAAUUCCUACACCCAAGGAGGAGAGUAGGAUGGAUGAAGAAGGCACUGUCGAGGAGCUCGACAGGCCUCUCGCACGGCAGAGAGCUGACGUGGAGAGUGUGCCAAACGUACUGGAAGCGAGCUUUCAACACGCAAAGCCGCCAUUUCCGACUCCGCCGACAACAAAUGACGAGGUGAAGAGGAAGAAGAAGGAAAGGCGGCGUGCCGCAGCGUCCGGAGGCAUCAUCAGCCGCAUCCGGGCGCGCGUGGCCGACGUCUACGAGUCACUCCAGAGAUCGGACGAUGCCAUUUAUGCGAUCAAGCUUGCCAUCGCCUUUUUCAUCAUCAGCUGGCCGGGCUUCAUCCCGUCGUGGCACGAGUGGUACGCGAAGGUUCGGGGUGUCUGGGCGCCCCUGCAACUCAUCCUGAUCUUCGAGGUCGUUAUCGGCACAUCGUUUUUCGUCUUCAUCCUCAGAUUGGUAGGUGUCACCUUCGGUUGUGUAAUGGGAUAUGCGGCGUGCGUAGCCGGUGGCAGCCACAGAGCGCCCCUGGUAGUUAUUCUGGUCAUCGGAGUCGUGCCAUCUGUAUACAUCCAGCUCGGCACGAAAUACGUCAAGACGGGCAUGGUGGCAAUCUCCUCCAUGACGGCUGUCGCUUUAAGUAUGUUUCCCUUGCCGAAGUCAGCUAUGUUGACCUGCUCACGAUCUAUAGCAACCGUCAAUGAAAACACCGUGUCACACGUGAACCUCUACACACGAUUAGUGACCUUCUUCAUCGGCUGUUCGGUUGGUCUCCUCGUGGAGCUCAUUCUUUACCCCGCCAGAGCUCGCGACAGGAUGGUAGAGUCCCUCUCAACCUCGAUCAAGCAGAUGAGCAGCAUGCAGACAGCCAUCGCCGUAGGCGUUGACAACCCAAAGAACCUUCAGUUGCGCUCAGACAAGGUUCAGCAGCGCUUCGAGCGGUCUCGGGAGAAGGCACAGGGCGCAUUAUCGGCUGCAGAGACAUUUCUGCCGUUCUGCCUGACGGAGCCACGACUCAAGGGCAGCUUUCGGCAGCUGCAUCCAAUUUACCGGGAGAUCAUCUACGUCCUGCAUCAGAUUGUCGACCGAAUGGACAACAUGCUCCAGCUGCGGCGCGUCUAUGGCAGCUCGGUCCUGGAGGAGCUCAACGCCGAAGUACACGCUUACCGUCGCGCUGUGGCGGCCUCCAUCGCCAUCGCUCUCUUCGUCGUGAACCAGGCGCUGACGACGCGCAUGCCGCUGCCGCAAUUCAUCCCUUCGGCACGCCUGGCGAUGCUACGCCUCAUAAACCGUGUCCGGCAGGCUCUCACCGACAAGGCUGCACAACACAGCGAGAUGGCCACUGCUGCCGGCGGGGCGGGGAAGGGCGGGAUGCGGAAUUACAUGGCAAGCAUGCAAGGUCCCGAGAGGGUACUCAGCGAGGACGAGCGCACGGCACGAGUAGUGACGCAACACAAGUUCCUCAGCUGGAAUGCAAACGCAGCGGGGCUGAUGGAGAUUAUUGAGUACCUUGAAGAGUUGGUGGAAUUAGCAAAGUUGCUAGUGGGAGUCAACGCGUUCAGAAGCGGCAUGUUGGAGAAGCCGACGUUCAAGGAAUAUGCGAAGAACGUCAAGACGAGAGAGGUACCGGUCGAUGAAGACGACGCGGCAGCAGGCGCGUCCUUGACUAAGACCGAGUCACGGAGGUCGGGGACAAGGAUCAAGAGGCCUGGAACGGGGCUGCCCGGGCUGGCCAGACAGAACACGGGACAGGCAACAGCAGAGGUCGGACAGAGGCCAGAUACGGGUCUGUCCAGGCCAGACACGGCCCGGCCAGAUACCGGUUCCCAGAGAUUCGAUCACGGACUGCAGAGACACGAUACGGCGAUGUCCACAGGUCGGCAGGCUGCAGCAGAGCGCGGAGACACAGGCCUACACCUGCAUAGGACCUGGACCAGAGGCAGUCGAGCGCGUUCAGACAGCCUGGAGACGGCAGUGGAGGGCGAGGCAGAGAUCCCGCUGAGUCUCCGACGUGUGUCUUCCCGGCGCGCAUCGGCACGAAAGCGGCGGCCGACGGUAACGGGAGCGGGGACUUGGCGACGAGACGAUGACAAGGGCAAAGGUAUUGAAGAGGAGGACGAGCGAUAG
This is a messenger RNA of Verticillium nonalfalfae, 4014 nucleotides long. RefSeq names its product Aluminum-activated malate transporter 1 (gene ALMT1). Lineage: Eukaryota; Fungi; Ascomycota; Sordariomycetes; Glomerellales; Plectosphaerellaceae. The record is from RefSeq and is a predicted model, not a curated record. The transcript is spliced from 2 exons. The coding region runs from base 1 to 4014 and encodes 1337 amino acids.